Molecule: messenger RNA, 1143 nt
Organism: Filobasidium floriforme
Lineage: Eukaryota; Fungi; Basidiomycota; Tremellomycetes; Filobasidiales; Filobasidiaceae
Exons: 4
Coding region: 1-1143 (380 amino acids)
Cellular component (GO): cytosol
Molecular function (GO): magnesium ion binding; holo-[acyl-carrier-protein] synthase activity
Source: RefSeq, a predicted model, not a curated record
AUGCACACCUUUUACACAACCCUCGACUCGUUCAACCCGACGGACGCGCAAACAACUUCUCUCCUAACCCUUCUUCCCAACUCCGCCCGCGCCCGGAUCCUCCGAUACAGACGACAGGAAGAUCGACACAGAUCGUUACUAGGCUGGUUGUUGCUGUUCAGAUGGAAAGAAACCGCUGGGUUCGCAGGGAGGGUAUUGGAGGAUCUGGUCGGGGUUGGGGAGGGAGGGAAACCGUUCUUUAAACCGACUGGCGAACCCAGUACUCCAACCCACGUAGACUAUAACAUCACGCACGAUGAGAACCUGGUCAUGUUCUCAGUCAAGACCUACCGUGACUCGAACCGCUCCCCUUCACCUACCUCUCCAGUCCCGGAGAACACUUCUGAGCACAUUAGCAGGAGCGACAACAUGAAGAAGAAGAGGAAUCGUCAGGCCCCGAUGAUCGGGGUAGACUGUAUGCGUCUGGAUAGGGAAGUAAACGAGUUGAAAGCGCUCGACGAGGUCUUGUCCGAUCAGCUCGGGGAGCACGAACAACGCUUCAUUCCGCACUUCAAAGGUCCUACCCUCGACAUAUCUCCAUAUGCGGACAACUCGUUGAGAGAACGGAUGGAUCACCUUUUGACGCUAUGGACGGUCAAGGAGGCGUAUACCAAGAUGUUAGGAUGCGGACUGAGCAUGGACUUUCAGACGGUUCAGGUGAUCUUUCACGAUUCGCUCCAGAGGUUGUUGUUCACCCCGCCGACGGGGACGGAUACCGGGAGCUCAUCGAAUUCCGACGUGAAGACGACAUCAACAUCGACACCGACCGAACAAAUCGACUCCCGAUAUAACCAGCGAAAGAGAUGCCACCUUUGCGAUCCCGCUGCCAUGUCCAUCCACCUAGACGGCCGGGACCUAAAACAGACAAGUUCGGGGCUCUCGUACCAGCUGCACGCCCGGUUGGGCAAGAUCACCACCGAGCUUCGGCGCUGGACCCAUUCCGACGAUAGCAGGGAUGACAAUAGAAACCGGAAGGGCACUCAGGAAUACGUCUGGGCUUGCGUUUGGUAUGCCGAAGCAGGGGACGGGGUGGAUUGUGAAUCUUGGUCGUUGACACGGGUCGAUGCGGACGAGUUGUGUGCGCUUGCAUCGGAAACGACGUGA